AUGAGUAGUCAUAGUUAUUUAGAACAGAGGUCAGCUCACUCCUGGCGAAUAGAACUUCAAGGCACGAUCAACAGACCUUGAUUACCAUAAAUAGAGGAUUCAUAAAGCUGCAACAGGAAGUUCCUGGAAGGAUUGUGCAACCUACAAGCAUACUUCAGCACAUAACAGCAAUUAAAAGAGAUGUAUCAUCAUCAACAACAGCUCCAGAGACACAGCCAACUCUUGUCUUCUAGGCAGACUUUCCCUUCAGAGAGGCACCUACUUUUACAAGGAGGAAUCGUUCCAGGAGAGUCAGGACUUGUACUCUCAACUGAUGCUAAGCCCAGGUUAAAAUGGACCCCUGAGCUGCAUGAUCGCUUCGUGGAGGCCGUAAAUCAACUUGGCGGGCCAGAUAAAGCUACCCCCAAAACAAUUAUGAGGCUCAUGGGUGUCCCUGGACUAACAUUAUAUCAUCUUAAGAGCCAUCUCCAGAAAUACAGACUAAGCAAAAAUCUCCAUGCUCAAGCCAAUGUUGGAAAUUCAAGAAAUGUGGUAGGCUGCACCAUGGCGACAGAGAAGCACUCUGAAGGAAAUGGAUCACCAGUCAGCCACCACCUUGGGGCACAGACAAACAAAUCGAUGCACAUAGGUGAAGCACUUCAGAUGCAAAUCGAAGUGCAGCGACGGCUACAUGAGCAACUAGAGGUACAGAGACAUCUGCAACUCCGAAUUGAAGCACAAGGAAAGUACCUGCAAUCGGUGCUGGAAAAGGCACACGAGACACUUGCAAAGCAGAAUACAGGCUCGGCUAGUCUAGAAAAUGCAAAGAUGCAACUGUCAGAAUUGGUCUCAAAAGUGUCAACAGAAUGCCUCCAUAAUGCUUUUACAGGCUUUGAGGAGAUUCAAGGUUCACAAAUGUUACAAACCAUGCAACUUGGUGAUGGAUCAGUCGACAGCUGCUUAACUGCAUGCGAGUCACAAAGAGAUCAAGAUAUCCUAUCAAUUAGCCUUUCUGCUAAAAAGGGAAAGGAGAUUGGAGCUAUGGCAUUUGAUCUGCACAUGAAAGAAGGACAUGGGAAUUUAUUUCUUGAGAAACUAAGCAGAAGGCCUCCAAACCACCAAGAAGGGCAUGAGAGGACGGAUGGCUUUAGCAUUUCAUGCCAGACAACAAAACUGGAUCUAAACAUCAAUGAGACAAAUGAUGGGCCUCAGAACUGCAAGAAAUUUGAUUUAAAUGGGUUCAGCUGGACCUAGAAAACACGCAAGAGUGCCAAUUUCAUAGCAGUGAGAUUAAGUGAAACAGAACAGUUGUUCCACUGAUCAAAGAUGUUGACAUGCAUCCCAUGGUAAGACCUGGACCAUCUUUGGUGUCAGCCAUCGCAAUUCACCGAAAUAAGUGAUGGACUUGACAAUAAGAUGCUUCUUGCAAGCCACAGAAGUAGGUUGUGUAGAUUCCAGAGAAAGUAGUCCAGAACUCAGUGUUCUCCUUUACUAUAUGCAUUGUUGUGAUUCUGUACCAUAGAAAUACCACGAAUUUUGUUGCACCCCCAUACCAAAAAAUGAUUCGCAUAGGACUGGCGGUGCCAAGGAACUUAUCUUUUGCCUAA
Molecule: messenger RNA, 1586 nt
Organism: Brachypodium distachyon (stiff brome)
Lineage: Eukaryota; Viridiplantae; Streptophyta; Magnoliopsida; Poales; Poaceae
Product: myb-related protein 2
Exons: 7
Coding region: 181-1233 (350 amino acids)
Molecular function (GO): DNA binding; DNA-binding transcription factor activity
Source: RefSeq, a predicted model, not a curated record